Messenger RNA from Schistosoma guineensis, 6335 nucleotides. The record is from the annotation of a GenBank genome assembly. NCBI's taxonomy places the organism in Eukaryota, Metazoa, Platyhelminthes, Trematoda, Strigeidida, Schistosomatidae.
GAUUUAAACUAUUUAUGAUCAAAUAAAAUAUAAGUGUGCUAAUCAUGCAUAUUGAAAAUUGAUUUUUGUUUGUUUGUUUGUUUCACAAUUUUCACAAUUUGAAAAUGAAAACAAUGUUGACGACAAUGUUUUUUUUAUUAAUACUAUGGUUGUUAUUACAGAUUAAGUUUGAAUGAGAAACGAAAUUUAUUUAAUCAACGAUUUCAACAAGGACAAUCAAGUUUAACGAAUAAAUCAUUUAGUGGUGCAUCUGAACCAAAACGUGUAAUACGUCGUAAAACUCAACCGAUUACAUUGGAUGAUUUAGCGAAAGCAAAUCAACUUAUUUUAGAAAGAUAUUAUGGUAAACAUUUAGGUAAAUAUAACGAAAAUUCAUCAUUAAUUGAUUGAGUAAACUUGAAAAUAAUUGUUAAAAUCUUCAAAACUUUUUUCUAUUGCAUGUGCAUGUGAAGGAUUAUCUUUGUGUUUACGGCUCCAGAAUAUAAUACAAAUUAUUGAUUUUUCUGGAUAAAUAUUUACAAAAAUGGAGAAUAGACAUAACAAACCAAAUCCAUCCUCUGUAAUUUGUUUGAAUAGAUCGAAAUAUUUUUAUACUAAUUUCAGCAUGACUACAGAUGAGUCCAAAGAUGCUUAUAAUGAUUUCUAUAACAGGUCCUUCAUUAAUCGAAAUAACUGUUAUAGCAAUAAAUAUGGUAGAUGCGAAAAUUAUAUGGGAUCAAUGAUCAAGACAAAUAAUGAGUUCCCUAGAAAUCAAAGACAAGAAGCACAUAAUAACAGAUUGAAAAAUCCGUCUAAAUCAUUCCGUUUAGAUCCACAUCAUGAUAAAUAUGAACUUUAUUCAUCGGACAAAAACAUUUAUAACUAUGAUAAAAAUGAAUAUUCAAAGAAUAUCUAUCGUAGUAAUAGUUGUAAACAUAACCAUACUAGUGAUAAUUAUGGACCAUUUACACCAGAAUUAAACAGAGAAAUAUCAGCAAGGAAAUCAUCUAAAAUAAAUCAUCUUGUAAAUUUAUUGUAUAGAAAUUCAGAAGAACGAAAUAAGCAACAUAUCAUAACUAAUAAUAAUACUGGUAAUAACAGCAGGCCCAUAAAUUCAUUAGAACAAAGUGGUUUACCAGAGGGUAAUCAAAUAAAAAUUCAAAAUAAAUCAUUUUCCGGGAAACUACCUAGAACAGUUAAUUAUUCAUUUAAUUUACAUCAAAAUAAUAAACAAGUCGAAAAUACCAUAUUAAAUAAUAAUAUUAUUAUUCAAAAAGAAGAUAACAGCGAAGAGAGUUAUCCACAAAUGUCAAUUAGAGAAAGGAUUGCUUGUAUUCAACAGAAUACUUUAAAUUGGAGAGAGCGCGUUGAAAAAGAAGAACCAAAUGUAGAUAGAUCAUGUGAUCUCAAUAAAAUUCGAUUAUCAUUAGUUGAGAAACAAGAAUCUUGGAAACAACGUGUUGAUUAUAAAAAUGAUUAUGAUUUUCCAAUAUUUGAACGAAAUAAAAAAACAAAUGACUAUACUAGUCUAGAACCUCUUCCAUCGAAAUGUCCUCAUUCACAAGAUCUAACAACAAACACAUCGAAAUGUUUACCAGUUGAACCAAUAAUACGCAAUACUAGCAAAGAAAAUCGUUCAGAAGUCAAACAUCAAGAAUCAUUUACGACAGCCGAUCCCAUCAAUAAACCUAUUACCAUAACGAAGCCAAGCCCACUUGUUAGACAGGCAUUUCAUAUAUCCAAAAAUGUUAGCGUACCUACUAUGGAAGAUAAAGAAUUAACAGAUUUCUUCACCAGCAAAACGACUAUAGAAACAACUAGUGCAGUUGGACCAGUUAAGCUUCCGACUUUGCCUUCGCAACCAAAUAAAGAUUUAAACAAAGUGUAUGAAAGGAUAGCUGAUGCACGACGUGCUGCUAGACCAGAAAAACGUAAACCUCCACGGGACUUAAAAAAUCCUUUAAAAGCUUUAGAACAGAGAGAAAACAUAAAAUCGAACUAUGAAGAAAUUCGUACACCUUUGGAAGCUAUUUCAACAGACCAAGAAUCUGGUAAACAUAUCACACCGUUUAAAACAUUAUUACGUACAGUGGAUCCAUCUGUUAGAACUGACCUAGAUUUUGCUGCAAAAAACUCAAUUCUAGCCGAUUCAGCUAAAGCUGGUCUCGCAUGCUCUGAGGACAUAAAUGAGGCCAAAGGUAAUCUACGUUCAGUCCAAGAAGGACAAUCUCUUCGUAACUCUUCAACCCAAAGACAACUUUUACCUUACAAACCAAUCAUGUUGUUGCAUAUCAAAGGUCGACGUCAUGUUCAAGUUCGUUUAGUUGCCCCUUCAGCCAAAUCUAUGAAUUCCGGUGACUGUUUUAUUCUUAUCACAAAUGACUCAGUAUUCGCUUGGUUUGGUGAAUCCGCCAAUAUUGUUGAAGUGAAUAAAACUCGAGAGUUAGCAUCAUGGAUUCACAAAAAGCAUGAAUUGUCAUAUACUGGGAAUUUAGGUGAAGCAGCACAAAAUUUCGGUGAUGGUUAUAUUGCAAUACAUGAAAAUACUGAUUCUUACAAUGUUGCUGGCUGUUUGGAUAAUGAGAAUCAAAAUAACACAACUGGUAGUUCUAAUCAGCACUAUUCUUCAGCUUUAAAGUUUUGGAAAGCUCUAGGUUAUAAUUCACCACAAAUGGUUCAUCACGCUGGACCACCUGAAGAAGACGAACGCUAUGAACUAAUGAUUCAGCACACUAAUCGUGUGUAUCGUGUUACUUUAGAUGGCUUAAUACCAUGUGAAGAGUGUUGGGGCAACCCAGUGAAAUAUCAUAUCUUACAAUCAGAUCAGGCAUUCGUUUUUGACUUUGGAUCUGAAAUGUAUUUAUGGACCGGUAAACAAAUUACUUCUGAACUCCGUCAAGCUGGUAUCGAAUUAGUUCAUAAGGCAUACAACAUGAAUUAUGAUUUUGGUCAGUGUAAAUUAAACCCACUGGAUCCAUUAAACUCACACACCAGUGAUAUAUUAGCUUCUGGAUGUAAACGACCAGAAUGGACUUUAUUAGGCAAAGUAACGGAUAGAGGUGAAACAGUCUUAUUUAAAGAGAAAUUCUUUGAUUGGCCUGAUACUUCAAGAAUUCAAAUAAAAUCAUUGAAACCUGGAAAAUCAAUCUCCACGGAGAGUUCUCCUGCUAUAGCUUCAUUGACUAUGGAACCAUAUUCAGCUAAUGAACUCUAUGAAACUGCAAUUAAUAAUCCACCACCUCCUCCAAAUCUACUAACACUUGAAGGACGUUACAUUGGUCGUGGUGGUAAAGUAUGUCGUUAUGAAGAUGGUAUAAUAAGACAGUUUUGGGUAGAAACAAAUGAACUUCGUGUAUGGCAUAUUUCGGAAUUCGCUAGGUACGAAAUACCUUUAACAAGUCAUGGACAAUUUCAUAGAGAAGAUACUUAUGUCAUCAGAUGGUCAUAUAAAAUUGCUUAUACCAGUUUACAAAAUAGCAAUAAACGUCCAACUGAAAAUGUUCGUGAACAUUGUGCUUAUUUCUAUUGGCAAGGAUCACGAAGUAAAAUAACAGAAAAAGGGGCAGCUGCAUUAAUGACUAUUGAAUUAGAUGAAGAAAGAGGUCCACAGAUAAGAGUGAUCGAAGGAAGAGAACCACCAGUAUUUUGUUAUCUAUUUAACGGUCGAAUGAUUACGCAUGAAGGAAAAAGAACUGCACAAAAAGAAUUCACUACACGUAUGUUCAUUGUCCGUGGUGAAGUUAUGGAAGAAGGUCAUCUCAUUGAAGUUCCAGUUCAGUUAAAUUCAUUACGUCCACAAGGUGUCUUAUUAUUAGUGCAAUAUACCAAAUAUCCAAUGACAGAUUCUGCUGAAAUUAUUAGAGCAUUCUGUUGGAUUGGUCAAUUAGUACCACCGAGUUAUUUAACAACAGCAAAAUAUGUUCUCAACCAAUUAAAGAAAUGUUGUCCACCAGAACUUGGCAAACAAUUAAAUCUGAUUUAUGAAAUUCAUCAACAUGAUAGAAAUGAACUAUCUAAAGAAUUUUUAAAUAUACUCAAUUCUGAAGAUCAAUUAUCGAGUCCAUUAUGCUUAGAUUCAAUAAAAUCUCAUAGUCUAAUGGCUAUCUGGCAAUUUACACACCAUAAAGGACGCAAACUAGGUGUGGAACGAUUAAAUUAUACUCUUCAGCCAGAUCCGGCAAGUUUACCAUUUGAUGAGACAUUGAUCAAAACUAAUACUAAUAGUGUAUCGCCAUCAUCACAAUCUACUGAAGGAGUUACUGAACGAUUUUUAGCAUCACAAAACUUAAUAACUGCCCACUUAUCUCAGUCUCCUAUAGAGCCAGCUUUUCCAUUCCUACUUGGAGAUUUAUACUCUGUACCACAACCAUCCCUGUUUCUCAUCAUAACUCGAAUACCGUCUGUUUAUAUUUGGGAAGGAUGGUGGCCUAUAUCUACUUUAACAAGAUCUCGAUUUAUGUCACAAAAGUUAUCAAGAUCUUUUUCAACUUAUAGCAAGUCUCCUUCUAUUCUAGGAGAUCAAACAGAUGAUUAUAGAUGGAGUACAUCAUUAGAUGAAUGUUUUGAAUUUAGUCCACAAAAUUCAGCCGAUGGAUCUUUUGAUUUUGAAGAAAAUGAACAACCAGCUUUGACGGGAACAGGUCGUGCUCGAUUUUGUGCUGUACGCAAAGCUGCAAUGCAUACCGCUAAAGCUCUAGCAGAUAAAUUAGGUACAAAAGCUUAUUUAAUCUACGCUGGCUUAGAACCACCGGAAUUUUUAGUUUUAUUCCCUCCUUAUGUUAGAUCGACAGAUGCAAUAGCUUAUCAUCAAUUUGAAGAUGGUAAAACUGAUGGUCAAAAAGAUUUAAUUGACAGUUUGCUAUCAUCAUAUACCUUGGCUUCAUAUACAUUGAGUGAUCUUCAACAACGUCCUCUCCCGCCUGAAUUGGAUGCAACCUGUUUAGAAACGUAUUUAGAUGAUAAAACCUUCGAAGAAAUAUUUUCAAUGUCUAGAGAAGAUUUCAAUAAAUUACCAAUAUGGAAACAGGCAGAAAUGAAAAAGUAUUCAGGUUUAUUCUAACUGAAUUAUCGACUUGUUUAAAUUAUUCAAAUAUAUGUGUAUGCAUAUAUAUGUAUAAGCCCAUGCACAAUCUCACAUAAAGAUAUACACAUAUCAUUACAACAUUCACAGUAUUAUACUGAAUUGCAUCAUAUACACAUGAAGACGAAGAGAUUCUUUGAGUUACAUAUUAUUAUUUCACAUUUUUGUGAACACAUAUACCAGAUAAUACAUAUAAUUGUAUAAAUACAAUACCUUCAAACAAUCCCGGAAGUGAUGACCUUGAAUUUAUCGAAUAUUAUCAUACCCUCUGGAAUGUAAACCAACUUUAGUUUGAAAAAUAAAGAUUCAUAUACAUAUAUAUAGAUACAUAUAUAUCUAGACAUUUUUAUCUCAUUGACUGACUUAAUUUUGCUACUAUUUGAAAGGUAUAAACUUAUUUUAUGCAACUAUUUUUUAUACACUAUGGCUACUUGUGAAAUAAAAAGAGUUAUAGGCUGAUUCGUGUUACUACUAUCAUUAUUAUUACCACUGUUAUUACUAACUAUGUAACUGCAUAAAACAUAAUUUUCAUCAUACAGUUUGUUUAUUUUUCUCACACUUAUCCAUUGUCCAUAUUUAUGAAUGCCUUAUUCUCAACUUCAAUAUACUAUGCAUGUAUUAAAACACUUUAUAUGAUCUAUCAUCCAUACUGUGUUAGGGUUAAAAACAGAAUACUCGAAUAAGUAAAUUCGUUAUUGGCUUUCAACAGUGAUAUACCAUCUUCUUUCUUUUUUUCUUUAAUUCAAACAAACAAAAACCUAUUAAUCAUACAUAGAGAUAGAUCUAAAACAUAAUAUAAAUAAAAUCAAUGGCACAAUCAUAAGAAUUCAUUUGCAUAACUUUCAUAUUCAUUGUCUUUCAUAGUUUAUGUACAACAUAUAUAUAUAUAGAUAGGUAAACACAUUCAGUUUUAGUUUGUUUGUAUUGUUUAUAUCAUUCUAUGCCUUUCUAUCAAUCAAGAGGUAUUGACAUUUCAGCUACUUUUGUUCUGUAUUCUUCUUCUUCUUCUUGUUCUUCUUCUUCUACUACUACUACUACUACUCCUUCAAUGAAUAUCAAUUACAAGAAAAGUAUAUUGAAGUUUAUAAAAAAAGAUAAAAAAUAUCAUUAUACCUAAUCAUAAUUGUGCCUUUGUCACUAUACUUACCAUUAUAUCGAUUACUAUUAUUAUUAAUGUUGUUUUCAUUGUCAAUGUUUAUCUGCCACUAAUUUGUUUCAGAUCAUUUAAUAAACUGAAUUAUUUUCAUCAUAAUUAAUAAACAUUUACUUCUGUUGC